This is a messenger RNA of Porites lobata, 13210 nucleotides long. The record is from the annotation of a GenBank genome assembly. NCBI's taxonomy places the organism in Eukaryota, Metazoa, Cnidaria, Anthozoa, Scleractinia, Poritidae.
CACAAAUGAGUGACUGCAUCAGCGGUAAGUUCUCUCAAUUGUCUUCUCCACUUUCCUUUCAGGUGGCCACGACUGUGGACUGUGACAGGACAAUUGCUGAAAAGCUUGCAAAAAUGUUGAUCUUACCAACUUUAAACCUAUCAGAGUAUAAAGUACAGUUGUACUUUCGCUUCUCUUGACUUGCGGUUUCUAAUAAUCUUCAGCUUGUUCUUCAACCCGAAAGUGAUGAGAUGAUUCUUAACUUCUGACAUCGGAAAAUAUUUAUAUAUACUCGCCAUCACACGUUGCAAACUUCUACUACAGUUGUUUUUGUGUUACAGUUCGCCAGCUUUUAAUACGACUGCAUCAUUACUAAAGUGUAUAGGUACUAAAGCGGUGUUUUUAAAAAUUUUUAUUUUUGUUGUUCUGACACGAAGUGGGGACAGCAGCUGAAUUAACCAAGGGUUUAUUUGAUUUGUCUCCUAUUCAGCUUUGAUAUCUGUAAGAAAAAGUUCAUGAUUUCUUCAAAACUCUCCGAAGUCUCAAAAUUGGCAGUGUAUGUGAGCGUUUAUCGUCCGUUUCUUGGCAAAUGUCGCAGUUUUCAACUCCGGAAGGACUUGAAAGACAUCACGUUCGUGAUGUUUACGACAACAUUGCACCCUACUUCGUUGGAUCUCGCCACAAAGCAUGGCCAAGAGUUGAACAAUUUCUCCUGUCUUUGCCAGCGGGGAGUUUGAUCGCUGAUGUAGGUGAGUUGUAACUUAUUUAACACCGACGAAACGGAUCGCGAGCCAUUAAAAAAAGCGGUUUAUAUAAACCGAUAAUUUUUGGGUGAUUUCAUUGAAUGUUCGGUGAUUUUUUUUAAACAAAGGAUUCUGUUAAGUCGCAAAAGAAACAUACAAUAGUUCAUUUAAUAAUCUGUAGGCAUCUUUUCAGUAAAUUAAAAGGCGUUAAUAUUGCGUAACUCGAUUAUUUGAAAAUAUUUUGUACAAGAUAAAGCUUAACACAGACAUGGCUGGUUGUUAAUGUCGUUUUUUUUUUCACAAGCCAGACCACUCGUGUUUGUCAUAAUGAUAUUGUUUUUCUGUUUUCUAGUUAUAAUAUAAUGGUGUUAGUGUUUGCCGUAAUAUUUUUAAAAAGGACUGUUUUGCACGAGGUUGUGGUUGAUAUCAGCUGGUCGCUAUGUGAGGUUUUUGUUGAGAGCCAUUAUCAAAAGCAGUGUGAAAUAUAAACAGUCUUCCUCAGGAUUUCCUUUAAAUGUUGUCAAGGUCAUGAAAAGUCAUGCUAAAAUUUAGUCACAAGGCAGCAGCAAAAUUAUUUGCUGAUUUGUUGGUUGACUUUCCCCAAAUAAUGCCAUUUUGUUUUUGCAAAGACGUUUGUGACAUAAUAUUUUAACCUUGUACACACCAUGAGUGAGGGUCCUGAUUGCGUAAGGCCCUUUUAGAGGGGGGAGGGGGGGGGGUAUACAUUAAACUGGUACGAAUUUCAAACCGUUUAUUUCGAAAUCACUUUUUUUCAAUCACUGACAACAGUUACUGUAAAUCGUUUGUAAAUAUAUUAUGUAAUUUAAAGGUCCCAAUGUCACUAUUAUUAUGCUGAGAUAGAAUCAUAAUUGUCUGGAUGGUUUAAAUUACCAAGUUGUACCGAGGUUUUUCUUAUUAUCUUCGGGUAAAUGCUGCAUUCUUCUGAUUAGGUGUGGAAUUUAUUUGAGGGCGGCAUUUAUUGAUAAUUUUGCUUCCAUCUGGGGUGUUUGAUCGAGGGUGGUGUUCAUUCGAGGGCAACAUUUAAUCAAAUAAAUACAGUACAGUUGUUUCACUUUUGAGGAGUAGGCCAUGUCCUGUCACUAUUUAAGCCAUUUUUCUGCUGUUUGUCCCCAUUUCCUCUUGUCGUAUGUUGCUGUUUUAAGGCAGUGUCACUUGUCCAAAAUUUACCCUAACAGGGCAUAUACAGUCAUACCCCAGGGAGGCUUUGCUCACCUCUCAAGGGGUGUUGCAGAGAGUCAGUUUUUUUAACCAGUCAGCUCUCUCAUGCGUCAGGCCUAGGCCUUCUUAAGAUUUGGGGUGGGGUACAUGGGGGGGGGGGGACAUAUGUGCCUAGUCUGAAUUUCAAAACCCACUGUUUCAUGUAUUGAGAAGAAACCAUGUCCUAUUCAUUAUUUUGCCAUUGUAUUUGCACUGUCACAGUCUCAUCUCAUGUGUCGUUUGUUCCCACAUUCAUCUGUCUCAUGUUGCUGUUUUAAGGCCAUGUUGCUCUUUUGUCUCCCUUCUCUUCCCCCCCUUCCCAACACCUUUCUCAUUUUUCUCUACCAGAGAAGGGUGGAAUGUCCCCUUUAUCUUAAAUUAUUUUCCCUGUGUUACGCUAUUAACUUCAUUGGUUUAACUUGAUUGUUUAUGCUUUAAUGUUAGUUUCCAUAGCAACCUCCUAAGUGUCUCCCCCCUGACUUUUCGAUCGAUCCCUUUUUUGUUACCAUUGAAGGUUGGGGGGGGUGGACUUUUUUUGGUGGAAAGGGAUCAAUGCUUCAUAAUUUUUAAGGUGUAGACAAGUAGUGUGACGAAGUUUAGUCCCUGGGUACUGUAAGUCACUGUCAAUUACAAAACAGUAAGUCUUAUCCUGGACUUUAGGUGCUCACUCUGAUGAUGAUAUUCUGCCUAUUUAUAGAACAAAAUUAUUGUACCUUUUAGGGUGUGGAACAGGCAAGUACUUAGGUCUUGCCCCAGAAUCUUUUGUUGUUGGAUCUGACAGUUGCUUGGAAUUUGGAGAGAUUGCGGCAGCCAUGGGUCACAAUGUUGUGACCUGUGAUAAUCAAAACCUUCCAUUCAGAAAUAGUUGUUUUGAUGCAGUCAUCUCUGUUGGUGUCAUUCAUCACUUUGCUUCUGUGAAAAGGCGCAUGAAAGCUCUAGAAGAGCUUUACAGAAUUCUCCAACCUGGUGGGAAAAUGCUGGUUUAUGUCUGGGCUUUUGAACAAGAUGAGCGAAAGGUUUGUUACUUAAUUUUAUAGUACAUACAGUUGCACAGUCAAACCUACCACGAACGAACACUCUUGGUAGAUGGUGGGAGGGAAAUGAAAGGAUGGAAUAACAAAAACAUUUGAGAAUAUUAAGUAUUAUUAUAAUUUUUUCUCUAACAAAUCGUAUGAUAUUAAAAUACAUUAACCAAAUUUAUAUAUCUGUGACAAAAUUUUCAAUGCAUCUGAGGUAUUAAUCAGUACUUAGCUAAUUUAGGGGAAAUUGUUUUAUUCAAAACUUUGGGGAGGUGAGAACUUUUGAGCAUCGUUGGUGGCAAAAGUUAUUACAGGGCUAUUUCCAAGCCUUUCAAAGCAUGGUCAAGCUUAAAGGAGGACAUGUCUUGAUUAAGACCUGCUGUGAUUUCGGUACAUUGCAUGAGAGGUAUGGGAAUUGAAUGCUGUCUUGAACACAUAUUGGUUUUCUUUGUAUAUACUGUAUUUCCUAGCACACACUUUCCCAAGUGAUAUCUGGCAAUGGAAAAAUGCACCCUUACACUCAGUAAUUAUGAGACUCUGAACACCCUAAGUGGGACCAAAAUCUGCAAAUCACACCUCUAAGCUUGGUGAGGAGUAUCUUCAACUCUUUCAUUUGGGAGUCCUCCCCCCUCCUGAGGUGACACCUAAUAUUGCACUGGACAGAUCUUCUUCUUGGGGGAGAAAGGGGGGUGGUUGAGGUUGACCUAAGAUCAAAAUCCUUUUUAAUAUUCAAGUGACGAUUUGAAUACGAGUACUGAGGAAAAUCUGAGGUUUGGUGAUUUUUUCCUGAAGGUUACCUCUUUGGCCAUUGCUUUAACGAGGGUGAGGGCCGGACUAAGAGUGAUGAUAAUGGUGAUACUAAUUUGAAUUAGUACCUUACCCUCACCCUCACCCUCACUCUUUUUUAAGCAAUGUUGGUAGGGUACCUCUUUAGACACAAGGUCCAAUUGUGUCAUGCUUAAGACUUGCCCAAGAACAGAAACAUGUUGAAAGUAUUUUCCCCAUGCAAGGAUUUUGCUUGUGGAAUCUAAAAUCCUUGGUUUUGGAAUCCAUAAUUUAGCUCAAGGAAUUUGGAAUUCUGCUAAAAAUUAGAAUACCCAAUCUAAGUUCCACUGACAAGAAAUGCAGAAUUUUGUACCCGGAAUCUGGAAUCAACUGAGCUGGAAUCUGGAAUUUGGUACCUGGAUUCUGGAAUCCACAGCAUGCAAUCCAGAAUUCAUGACUUUUUUUGGAUGAUCUUAUAUGGGGCAAAACAUGUUCACUUUAUAUACUCAAAGAUCGUUUUGCGACGGGCUCAGCCUCAGCUCAAAACGUAGACGAUCUUAUAUAAAAAAGAACACUCCAUAACCUUCUGCUCGUGCUGUAAACGACCUGGUCACCGGCCUCGUUGAUUCUCAAGCAUCUUUAUCCUAUGUUUAUGGAUUGUGAUAAGAAAUUGACAACCCGAUCUAUAGUUUAUUUGGAAAAAGCGAAAAAGAGCCGCCAGUCACGAACUAACUGGAAUAGUCAGCUAAAUUUGAACCCUUUAUAAACCACAAAACUCAUGAGUAAGGAAUUGGGGGAUAAAGAUGGCAUAUUGUUUCUCUUUCAUGUUUCAGUUUGAUGGGCAAGAUGUCUUAGUACCCUACACACAUUAUCAAAGGAACAAAGGUAUUGGAAGUAAAUACUAUUUGAGAGGGACGAUAUACGGUGUACGCUCUAAUGAACUUACCAAAAUGCAAGAAUCAUCGUGUCCUGUGUUCUUACGGAGUUUUGUCCUGGCACUUUAUUCUCAGGAGCCUCGCUUUGAAACUGAGGCUGGGGGCAACUCGGAAUGGAAGCGGGGGGCGGGGUGGUGGUGCGUGAACUCGUACUCGCGUACUCGCGCAAGAUGCCGCGUUCGCCCUGCGUGGCUCAUAAAGCCACAAACCCUUUUGACAUGUUUUUCACAAAGUAACGGCGGGACUGCACUGACAAGGGUUUGACGUGAUUUUAUGAAGUGGACUCAUCGCUCGCAUUUUCCUGGCCUCUACAGGGCUUAGAAAAAUACUACUCAAGUCAAAAACUAUCCACGCGUAGUAUCCGCCAACACAUCGAACAAGAUCAGGAGCCUAUGACCUAGUGGGGUUCCUGACAAGAUGUAUGUGUAUUGAAAAUAUGUUACGCCGGCAGAAAUACAUGGAGAAAGUUUUCACGAAUCAAAGAGAGCUUGCCCAGUUGGUUGUUGGACAAUUUUUGGAUGAAAUGUUUCAAUCACGUUCUUGAAAACGAAGAAAGAACCUACAAACAAAUAGGCCAGUAAUUCAGUUAAUCCGAGGCUGAGGAGAAUAAAACGAGAAAUAAAUUAUUCAUCCCUGUAUUUCAAAGUCUUCGAAGAGACUUUUUUGCUCUAUACCUCUACGCCUCGUAGCGGAGUAAGAAUUUUUAUAAUAGCUUCUUCACGAUACCCGCCAUCUUUGUUUAAACGCGCUUUAGGAUUGAUGGGAUAUAUAUAAUGUCACGUGAUAUUUCAGGGUCUGGGAGCAAACCAGCGAUCGAGUUUGUUUGUUCUCUCAUUUUGGUUUUGCAAAAUGUACAGUUCGAGUUUCGACAAGGUCUACGUCAUUAUUGCUUGCUGGGACUGGGACAUCUACUGUCGCUAGGGCAUCCAAAAAAGUAACCAUGUCAACCACCAUCAUCAUCAGUCUUUUAUCAUUUACACUAUUUAGGUACUAUACAGAAAAAAAGAGAGCAAAAAAUACAAGAAACUAUAGGGAGUAAAUAGUGUAGAUUAUAUAAAUGAACAUAUACAGUGAUCACUUGCACCCAUAAUUUGCUAUUUUCGUCUUUUUCUGUUGUCUAGAAUAAGCAAACUCGACCGCAUUUCUUCAGUUGUUGGAUUUUAUCACUUGUCUUGCCUGCUCCCUCCCCUCGAAAAAACCACGUGACAUUGCUUUUAUCCCAUCAGCCCAAGAGAGUAUCAGUAAACACAGCCGGAAUUUUGAAUGAGGUCCACUGGAAACUAGCCCAUUACCGGAUUGGUUUUGUUGAGGUUUUAUAAUCUCCCUCGCAACUAUUUUUGUCUUGUUGGAGAGGAGCGUUGCGUGCCGAGACAAAAAAGGCUGCUAGGGAGACUAGAGGUUUUACUAAUGAGCAUAUUAUCUUGUUUGCAGUUUUAGCGCGGAGAAGCCAAUCAACUCCCGGGACACCAAGACUCCAGUCGCACAUUCAGAGCAGAUGUCCGUCCAACGUGGCGGGUGCCUCAUGGCGUUCGCGGCGUGCGUUUUCCUGCGAUGAUCCACGCUGUAGUCACAACCAACGUCGCUCUCAUUCACCUGUCAAGAGAGGUCUCCGUCAACAUGAUCAUGUCAUAGGGUUAACUCCAAACACAGUCCCUUUAAAAUAUGAUGCGUUGCAGCGUAUUAGAAAGGGAGAUAAAGAACCCAACCUCAAUUGGUCUCAACAAACUGAGGAAACUACGAUCGCGAAACUAAGUAAAUUUCUCAACUCUGUUAUUAAGAAAAUUUUUGAUGACGAUGAUUCUGGGAACACGACAAGCGGUGAUACUCACGCGGAAGGACAAGAUCAGAAUGGCUUUUCCUUGGAUACUGACACGGAUUUAAGCACCGAGGGUUCCAAGAUCCAAGCUUUGAUGUCCUAUUUUUCUGUUGAAAACCGAGAAAAGUAUUCUAAAGGGGAGUUUUUCUCAAUGAUGGCCAAGAAGUUGUUCGCGAGCAAAGACGAUUUGCAUCUGCCUGAAAUAAACAAAAUAUCAGUUGAUUCCGGAGGACUGAAACCGAAAGUGGAUGGAGAGCAUGGACCUUGUGAUGUCGUGGUAUGCAUGAACGAGAAAGAAGUUGACACGCAUGCUUCGUGUGGUAAAAGAACAGAGGGGAGGAACGGCGUUAGCCUCAGCGUGAUGGCGAGGCUUGUUGAAUCCAUAGUUACAAGCGACGUGGACAGUGACAGCUCUAGUUCCAGUGAUUAUCUCACGUCGGACUCGAGCGCUGCUGAGGAAUGGGAGAAACCAGGAACUUCUUUGCCCACUCAUAGCGGCAAGGCUUUUCAGCAUACAACGGUAAACUGUGAGGAACUCGGGUGUAAAGCGGAUUCACAGUAUUCUUCUUCAUCGUCAUUGUUUUCAACAUCAUCAGCUUCGUCUUCACGUUCAUCACUUGCGGAGUCUGAUUCGCCCAAGAAAGUCAAAAGCAAACUUUUUCAGAGGUACUAUCAUGUGUUCUGCGCUGGAGAGCUAGUUAAGUUAAUUCAAGAUGGCGUUCCUUCUGCCAUUGUUUUAAACGAAUAUUAUGAUCAUGGUAACUGGGCAGUUGUUUUGGAAAAGAAAGUAGAGGAGACUGGUCUUACAGAAACACCUUGAGGCAAUUUUAUCGGUUAAUCAAGUGAAUUUUCCAAGACCGCAGCAACUUUAAAAAUUUACCACCGAAAACAAGAGAGGAUUAUCUUCGAUACCCUCAACUUUCAUUUUAGUGUUCUAGUUUACAUUUUUUAACCCCAGGGUAAAUUUGAACUUGGGUAAAAGUUUUUAAAGUAGUUUUAAAAAAGAUGUCUUUGAAGAGUGCGAAAUCCAUACAGAAUUCCUAUGUCAGAUUAGCCAGUACUCAGAUAAUUUUUAAACUAGUGGUAAUUGCAAGAUAGAAGUGUAUUCGACAGGGAAGGGGUGUAGGAAAGUGAUUUUACUGUUUGAUUCGAAUACGUAGUUUAGCGAGGCAUAUAAUACAGAUAAUAGAUGCUAGUUCCCGGCCGAAGGAAAUUGUCCUUAGGGCUAGGUAAGGUGGCAUCGGAAACAGAGUUAAGUUCUGUGAGAGACGUUAUAUGGCCAUGAGUCCGUCGGACGCAAUUAUAAAUUUCAAUCCAGAUAUUUCUAAAAAUAAACAUAAACAUAAUCUGGUAAAGCUGGUACAAAACAUGAAUGAUACGAGAAACCCUUUUUUUGGUCUUAACAUGUAUGUCGUCUUUCAAAAGGGGUAGAUACUCAUGGUCACGCCUUUCUCAACAGCUUUUCCUCCUGGGGUGUCUGUCAUGGUAUAAUUAAAGUAAACUCUCCUUUUUUCUAUUAGGCCUUCGCGAGGACUCAAACAUCGAACUUCACUUGUGACAAACGUAGAUUUUAAAAUGGUAAUGAGAAAAAUCUGUUGUUCUCGGUAAUUAGCCGUAACUUCAUAUUUUAUCCUUAGGUUUUGCGAGAAAGUUUCUAAGCCAGCUAAGAUCAUUAUAUAUAAUUUGGGAAAAUUAUUUAUUUUAAGGACGAUACCUUUUAUAAAAGUGAUAGUUUACCCAAUCACUUGUUUGUGCAACAUAUACUUAAUUUUCAAUGUAAAGCAAAGCAAGAAGCCGUUUGGAAUGCUAUUUUAUUUGGUGGAGCCAUUGAACGCUUUUUACUUUUUUAUCUGCCAAAUUAGUUAAUAUUUAUUGUCCCGAUUAAUCAAAGUGGAAAAUAAAGGAAGGAAUAAAAUACAGUGAUGAAGCAGUUAGAAUGUAUCAAUAUUUCAAAUAAAUAACUUUAUGCAUGAAUCGCAAAUUAAAUUUAAUGCGGAGAGUUAAUUGUCCUUUCUUUGGUCUGCACCCAGAUCAUAAGUAGUUUUUCCACCAAAUAUGCGCGCGAACGACCAGUUUUUUCGAAAUGAAAAAAGGUAAGAGUUUCCUUUAAUUCAAGCUAAUUCAUCAAAACACACAAUGUCCUUUAUACUGUGUAAACACAUGCAGUUUACACAACUGUCUUUCAAUUCUUAUAACCGUUUAUUUUUCCAAUUUGUUUUCAAAUUUUCAAGAAAGCUUAAAAUCUCUUCAUGUUACACAACACUGGUCUCCGGGAGGGAAGAAAAACUCAAAACGGAACAAACGUUCGUCUGUUAUUAUGUAAUCUUUUUUCCUGGUGUUGUGUGCACUUUCAUAAUAGUCGCACAUUUAGAUAGAUACAGUAUUUUAUGGAAUAAUUAGCUUAUUGUGUAAGAGCUAAAGUCAUCGACACUGCACCGUACGACUUAAAGUUAAUUGUUAUUAUCAUUAUCAUUAUCAUUAUCAUUAUCACCAUCAUUAAAUUGUCAUCGUCAUUAUCCACGCGAUUUCCAACGGGAAAUAUCGUUGCAGAUCUUUUCUAGGGCUGUGUUGUAUUGACUCACCAAUGUUGUAAGGUCAACAGCAUCUCACCACGGAGGGGGGAGGGGGGGAACACCGCAAAAGCGCACAGAAAUACGUAUCAACACUGCACAGAAUAACAUAAGAAAAUCGGAAACCGCAUUGAAAUUACCCAAACUUUCUAAAUACCGCAAACCGCAACUUAAAACAAAAAUGUCACGAAACCGCACCAAAAAAUCGAGCAAAACAACCGCAUCAACGCAAUCCCUUACGUCCCCCUCUCUACGGUGUUCAGGUGGACACAUUAAAUCGUGGAAGCAGAAUACUGCAAUGCUGAUCGUACUACGUGAGAAUUAACUCUGCGAGACAUCAACACAACACCGAAAGAACUCAAAACAGAGCGGGAUUGAAGCCAUAGACAGCUGUUUCGCCCUUUUUGGGGCUCGCAAAAAAAUGAUCGCCGAAAUUGAUGGCCGCGUAACGUAAAUUUUUGAGGCAGGCGGCUAGUUUCCAGAUUACAUCUUUAUUUAUUUGUGAUCAGAGACAAAAUUGUCGCGCGUCACUGAGGUUGGGUCCCUUACUGAGGGGAGAGGUACAGAAUAGGGAGGAGGGAGCUUUACCCUCCCGUACCCCCCCGACCUUACUCUGGGUGCUAGUGACAUGUUCAGGUUUAAAAGUGACGUAGCAGUCUUGAUUUUUUCUUGUCGCUCUCUCUUCUCCCUUCUUCUUUCGCUUUUUAUGCCUCGUUGUUUUCUUUUGCUUGACAUUUAAUAGGCUUCAUCUCGGUAGAUAGAUGUUACAAACGUAAAUAUACAUCUAAAUCUUUUUCUAUCAAGCACCUUCUAGAAAAGUAGGAUAGAAAAGUAUUUCGUAAGGUAUCUGGCAUAGACCGACACCCUCUAAGGGGACUAUUACCCAAGAAGAAAGUAUCGACUUACAAUUUAAGGAAUCGAACAAGUCAGUAUCCGAAAGUUAAUACAGAUAGAUUCAAGAACUCUUACAUUAAUCGCUUAAUUUUUAAUUACAAUUUAGCUAUGUGAGCGUAUUUUUUUUUAUUGUAAAUAACUUAAAUAUAUAUACUUUUACUCAAAUAUUGUAACAUAAGAUAUGUAUUUACAUCUUGUGUGGAAAUAAAGACUAUUAUUAUUAUUAUUAUUAUUAUUAUUAUUAUUAUUAUUCCUUGGCUGAAUCAUGCCCUUUCUGGCAUAGUUUUGAAAGAUCACUUCAUCCUGCACAAGUUAGCUGACGAAGUGGUGACUGAUGACGUCACAUGCGGUAAAGGGGACGCGGAUCCGCACGGGCGAUUACGGGCGGCUCAGGGGCGAAUGGGUUAAUGGUGGCGUGAUUAGUUUCAGUGUUCAACCAAGAUUCUGUAAUAGCCAAGAUGUUGAGUCAAUUUAUUGAUUAAAAGAAAGCAGAUUAUGGCAGCUUUGCAUGAUGACUCUUCUAAAGUAGUCUGUACUGAAGCACAGUGGAAUCUGGUGAGGGUGUUCCCUGUGAAACAUUAUAUUCACUUUGGGGGCCUGCAUGCUUAUUAUGCACAACGACAAACCUACAGCGACAAACCAGUGAAUCUCUGGCCGCCUAUCGUAGACUACUAGUUGAUCAGUAAGAAUCUUGAAUACUGAAGUUUAAAAAGCGGCUCAAGUGAUCCUCACCACAAGACAGCUGAGGCAGUUGUUUUCUCCAAUAUAUAUAUAUAUAUAUAUAUGUUGUAGUUAAUUUUUUAUUUCAGGUAAUUUUUCUUUUUCUUUUGUUUUUGGGUAUGGUAAUAUAUGCUAAUGAAGUUGAAACAAAAGAAAAACAAAAAUUACCUGAGAUAAAAAAUUAACUACAACAUAUAUAUAUAUCUAUCUAUCCGCUAUUAAGAAAUGCGACUUAAAUCAAAUAAAAAACUACACCUUUUCAUAAGAACGACCAUUUAUAAAUUCAGCAUGGACAGUUCUUAUUUUAUGACCGGUUUCAACCUGGAAAUGGUCUUACAGGAAAUCUGAUAACUUUUUCUUAAAAGCUACAUAUAGACAAGAUAAGACAAUGAUUAUAGCUUUCAUAUUAAUGAAUUUUACAAGUGCGAUGUAAGUGCAUUAUUGACCAUAGGCAAUAGGAAUGUGUUGAAAGAACAAAUUUUACGUGCACUCCGAUUCCAUGUAAGACAUGCGUCACAUACAGUAAUUAUGAUUUUCUGGAUUUAGGAAAGUAAACUCAGUGAAAAAUAAAUUGUUCUUGUCUGAGCCCCGGGUAUGUUCUUGAUCUUAGCAUGUUCUUAAUAUUUUGGCAAACUUCAGGCUGAACGUUAUUACAAAAAAGGUUCUUAUAAACAACUAGUGAUAUACUCUUUCGACGCCUAACUUCAACGGAGGCUACGUAGGAAUAAAGGAUGGGCAAUCUAAUUAUUCUCUCAUUCCUCAUGCCUUGAGGAUCAGUUUACCGUUUGCUUUUUUUUAAAAUCAAUUCCCACAUCCCCGUUCUCCCAUAUCAAAUGUUUCGAAAAUACGGAAGUAAAACGUCGUGACACCAGUGAACUUUAGACCACGAGCAGUCUCUUAUUUCUUACUCAGCCGAGCGAAACUGGUGAGACACGCGCGCGUGCAUGCCCCGCACUACUGAAGAAAAAGAGAGACUGCUUGCAGUCUAAGUGAAUUUGAAUUAUUUGCUUCCAUUCUGUCCUUGUAUGGCCCCGAAAGACUCCUUAAAAAUAAGAAUAAAAAUAAAAGAAAUUGUGGGACUUCUCCAGCUGGAAUUUAGAAAAUCGCUGGCUCAGCAAGAAAGCGGAAGAGGAGACCUGGGAAUAGACACAAAGCAACAAAAGAGGCACAAAGGAUAAAAAGACUGAAGUCCACCUCGCCGGCAGCCAUAUUCUGAGUUUAUACAGUUUAGUUCCUUUUCUCGACCUUUCUGUGUCCUGGUUGUUAAUGCGAUACUCAGCUCAGAAGUAAUUAAGUUUGUUUGCUUUAGCGACAACGAAACAGUUGCUAACAAACCCUAACAAACGAAAGGCGCUUUCAGACAAGUUGGAAUCUUGUUAGAAAUCUCGUCAUGGGAGACAUUAUUGUUGACACUUAUCAUUACGAAUCGACCAGUCUUCCAAAUGAGGCUUUUGACGUUUUGAUUGAGUUUUUCCGGGAACAGAAGCUAUGCGAUGUGGUCAUCAAAGCUGGAGACCGAAAAGUAAAGUGCCACCGUGUAGUGCUGUCUUCCUGCAGUCCGUAUUUUCGUGGCAUGUUUACAAACGAAAUGCUGGAAUGUUCUCAGGACAUAAUCGAAAUACAGGGACUUUCUGAAGAAGCAGUCGUUCAGUUGAUAAACUUUAUAUACACCCGAAAAAUAACUAUCAGUAUUGACAAUAUUGAAGCGCUGUUGACCGCAGCAGCCGUAUUUCAGCUGGACUUGGUCGUCCAUGCUUGUUGCGAAUUUAUGAAGCGCCAUUUGCACCCUUCGAACUGCCUCGAGAUGAGAGCCUAUGCUGAGCUUCACGGUUGUUUAGACUUUAUUGAUGCAGCAGAUGUGUAUUCUAGAAGUUGUUUCUUGAGUCUUUUGAACACAGAGGCGCUACUUAAAACCUCUUUUCGACAUUUCCUCUCCAUUAUUUCCGGGGACGACCUUUUCAUAAAACGUGAAGAACAAGUUUUUGAAGCUGUCAUCGCCUGGGUUCGCUAUGAUUUGGUGUCACGUGAACAGCACCUACCAGAACUUUUUAGUCAUGUACGGCUACCAUUGAUUUCAAAUGAUUACAUCAUACAGCAUGUUGAAAGACUUAGCAUGGUAAAGAACAACCUAACAUGUCGAGAUUUGGUUGAUGAAGCUAAGAAUGUAAAGCUUUCUCCUUCCUUAGUGAAAAUAAAUAUCAGAACUCAACCUCGUAAAUCAACAUCUGGUGCAUUAUUUUCUGUUGGUGGCCGGGGGAAGUCUGGCAACCCUCUUCAAUGUAUUGAAUGCUAUGAUUGGUUCCACAAUUGUUGGUUUGAAGUGGCAGAAGUCUCCACUCCUCGACGUCAUGUUGCUGUGGCAUCUGUGGCAGGAAAGGUUUAUGCAAUUGGUGGUCAUGAUGGUAGACACCACCUGAACACUGUUGAAUGUUUUGACCCUGAAAUUAACGAGUGGAGGGAAGUUUCCCCCAUGAACAUUUCUCGACGUGGAAUGUCAGCUGGUGUUUUGGAGGGGCAAAUUUAUGUUGCUGGGGGAUUAGAUGAAACAACU